AUGGCCUCGGACAGCCUCUGGGACUACAUCCAGUGGGAGGACGCCGCCCUGGUCACCCGCAAGGCGCCCGCGGCGCACGCCGCGGACGCCCUGAUCUCUGCGGCGCAGGCCCGCUGCGACGGCAGCCUGCCGGACGACACGAGCGCGCUUGUGCUGGACGUGCGGCCGGCGGUGCGCUCGGGCGAAUUUUUUAAGAGGGCGGAUCGGUCGCCCAAGAAGAGCGGGGGUCCGCGGUGGGGCCGGGCGCUGUCGUCGGCCCUCGGGGCCCUGGUGUGCGGCGGCGCGCGGACGGCGGGCAGGGCGGAUGGGGGGAUUUCGGAUGGCGACAGGCUACGGGUGGUGGCGGAGGUGGACGGCCUGGAUCUGGUGAAGGCCACCGCGGGGGAUGAGAGCUCCAGGUUGGAAGGGCUGACCCCCAAGUCGACCGAGCAAUCCGCGAAGAAGGUCGCCCACAGGCCGCCGCGGGCCACGCCGCGCACCCCGAUCAAGGGCUCCCGGGGCCCCGGCCGGCGGCCACCCACCAACAGGAGCAAGUCCCGGUCCAGCGGGUCCAGCGGGUCCAGCGGCUCGGUGGACCUGCUCAUAAUGUACGGCCGGUCCGCGCGGCGCAGCACGUCAUGCCCGGACAUGGCCUUGCCUGAUGACGUCAGAAAGGGGUCCGGAUCCGGAGACUUGUCGAUGUCCGUGGAGUGCUGCAAGCCCGUAGGGGGGUCGGGGGCCGUACGGGCGUCUGACAGGAGCCUGCGGUCCAUAGCUAUGAAGGCGUCUCAUGGUGACCCAGGUGCCGCCAUGUUCAUGGCGAGGCCCCAGAGGGGCCUCGGGGCCCGGGCCAGUGGGACCAAGGGGAGGGCGGGCGGCCACGACGCAGACAAGCAGUCCGUGUCCGCCCAGCUGGCGACCAUCCUCAAGCGCCUGUCGGCGGAACUGAAGGCCGGACGGCAUUGA
Messenger RNA from Ostreobium quekettii, 945 nucleotides. The record is from the annotation of a GenBank genome assembly. Lineage: Eukaryota; Viridiplantae; Chlorophyta; Ulvophyceae; Bryopsidales; Ostreobiaceae.